AAUUUUGUGACACAACAAUUUUUUAUAUAAAUAAUGUAAGCAUUAGUUGAUGAUUGUUGUUAUAAAUAUGAUAAUUGUAAGUUGCUAAAUAAAUAUGACAGAACUGAUUUUUAAAUUGUAAGAACGGCUAAGAAUUAACUAAAUCAAAUACUUUGAAUAUCGGACUACUUUAUUUGUCAUUAGAAGCAAAAAAUCUAUUCAAAUAAACAAAACUUUGAAAAGGGGGUUGUUAACAAAUUACGUCACCCAAUUUUCUACCUUUUUAACUCUUAUUCUCUAGUCAAAUCAUUGUAACUUUUAUCACAAAACUGUUUUCACAAAACCACUAAUCCAAUCCCCCCCCCUUCCUCCUAUAUCCCUAAACCGUGACGUAAUUUACCUCCCGGUUCAUAUAACUCAAAGAUUAUUUACAUUUAAUGUUAAAAUUAUUAUAUAAAAUAAUGUAAAGGUUUAUUAUAUUUUAUGUAAAAAACUCAAAUAAAAAAAAUUAAAUUUUUUUUCCGCCUAUUCAAAGCAAUUUUAAUCCCCUAACAAGCUAAUAGCUCGUUAAGGAAUUAAAAAUUGCUUUGAAUAGGCGGAACCUUCUUAUCCGGUGGCUCACAGUGUUGCGAUAUUUAAAACAUGCGCUUUUAAAAAUCAAAUUCUACAUAUAAUCUUCUCUACCUGUUGUUUUGUCAAAGUAAUUUAUUUGUUGUUUUGUCUUUCAAAAUCGAAUAAAGAAUCUUUAUUUUUAUUUUUUAUUUUUUAUCGUUAACAAUUUUUUAUAAUCAAAUUAAAAAAUGGAUCGAGGCGUUUUAUACAAAGAACUAUACGAAGGAUUUGUAAAAGCUUAUGGCCAUUCUAAGUCAAAACAAAACUGCCAAAAAGAAAUAAAUAUCAUAUGGAUUGAAAUUAAAAAAUGAUGAAAAACUUCUUGAAAAAGUAAAAGAAUUAUUAAACACAUAUUCAACAAAAGCAAUGAAAGUAAAAGGAAAGUUGUUUAAUUACUGGUCGUCAACUGCAACAAAAUCCUCAAUUUCUCAUGACAAAGAAAACAAAUCAAAUCUUGUUGAAGUUGAUAAAUCAAAAGCUUUAUUCCACGUAGCCUCUGAUGAAAUUGACUUUGUAGCAGAACCAUCUCAAGUAACCAAAUCAAGUACUACAGAUUUAAUUGUGCAAUGUGUUAAGACGGAGAUAAAAGUUCAAGAUUUACUAAAACAAGAAAUUAAUUUGAUUAAUGGAGAUUUGAUUGGGUUGAUAAAGAGAAAAGAAUGCAGACAGUUAACAUCGGCACAAGAAAAUGAGCUUAUAGAAAAGAAGAAGAAAAAAGAACUAGAAAAGAACUUAAAGAAGAAAAAAGAUUCAAUGUUGAGUAGCCGGAAGUUCAGAAGUAAUAGGAGGGAAGCAUUAAAAAAGCUAUGCAAAUCAUCUCCAUCAGCAAAAAAGACUCUUCACCUUCAAAUGACAAGUGGGGGUCCACGAAUUGAAAAAGAACAACCGGAUUUACUAAAAACUAUUUGUGACAUUGCUCUUUACGGUUCAGCAGCUCAUGAAAAAAGAAGAGAUGCUGUUGUUAGAAGUACAAAAACGUUAAGUGAAUUAGGAAACUAAAUUUUAUUUUUCAGCUAGGUUUUCAAGUUAGUAGAAGCGGUUCUUAUCUUCGAUUGAAUCCAAGAAACAGCGCAACUCAAGAAGGGAAGAGGUAUAUAAAAACUGCCCCAGUUAAGUUAAUUAGAUCCCAAAAUGAUAAACAUGCCAAACAUAUUGAUAGGAAAUUCUGUACAGAAACAAUCAGGCCUCUUGAAGAGAUAUCAUCUCUCUUUGGUCCAAAAGAAGUUUUUUUUCUCAGUCAGGACGGCAAAGCCAGGGUAAUAUAAGUUUUUUUAUUUAUUUAACUUUUCAUAUCAAGAAAAAUUUAAUCUGCAUUAUUAUCACAUUGUUUUAGGUUCCAAUUGGAUUGACUGCUGCAAAUAAGCAAGCACCGUUGCUUAUGCAUAUGGAGUAUAGAGUUACUCUACGAGAUCAUGACUGGGUUAUUGCUAAUAAACACAAAUUGAUCCCAUCUGUGUACGCUGCUAUUGAAGUGCACUCAGAUGGUUUAGGGAAACCGAGUUUCGUAGGUUACUCCAGCCCUACAUAUAUAGCUGUUAGAUCUGGAAAACACUCGUCAUCGACUGCGUUAUCUCACGCUCUUGAUUUUAAUAAAUUAAUUGACUUAAAAGAAUUUCAGGAUUUUUCUAAAAAUGGUUCUUUUGUUAAACCAGUUGUUAUCUUGACUGUAGAUGGAGGUCCAGAUGAGAACCCUCGUUAUCAAAAGGUAAUUGAGGUAGCAGUUCAUCAUUUUCUUGAGCAUGAUCUAGAUUGUCUAUUUUUGGCUGCAAAUGCACCAGGAAGGAGCGCUUUUAAUCGAGUCAAGAGAAGAAUGGCACCAUUAAGUCGUGAACUUUCAGGCGUGAUCCUACCUCAUGAUCAUUAUGGAAAUCAUCUUAACAAUGCUGGUUUUAUGAUAGAUAAUACUCUUGAAAAGAUAAAUUUCCAGUAUGCUGGUGAAACUCUUGCGGAAAUCUGGUCUAAUGUUUCAAUUGACAAGUUUCCUUUAGUUGCUGAAUUUAUUGUUCCAGAAAAAUCAGAAAUCUUAUCUAGUACUUUAAAAACCAAGGACAGCUUCUGGUAUGCUCGUCAUGUGCAAACAAGCCAGUAUUUUCUCCAAAUAGUUAAGUGUGAAAAUCGGAAUUGCUGUAAACAACCAAGAGGAACAUGUUUUACAGCCAUGCCUGAUCGUUUUUUUCCACCAUUGAUACCGCUAUCACAACUCCCAGAGGGACGGCUCCAAGUUACGAACGCAUUAUGCCAUAAGAACCACAAGUUUCCGUCCCUUUUUGUUGGAAAAACCUUAAAGAUGAUAUUAUGUCUCACCUGACAACGGUUUAUAGAGUUUUACCUUAUGAUCUUUUUGUCCAUCUGUGCAAUCUCUUCUUAAGAGUCGAUGUUGCAAAAAAUGUUCAAUGUAUUUUGCAUCCAAUGUGUUGUUGAAAAAACACGUUACUGUCCAUGUAAAUUCAAAAUCACCAAUCGAUGCUGCUUCUGACAUAAUCAGGCAAGUGCCUACUUGUUUUGCUGCUCGUCGUCAAACUGAGCUUAUGGCAAUAACUUUGUUUGAGGAAAACGGAGAGCAUAUCGAUUGGAUUGAAGAAAAUGAAUUAGAUCUAUCUAAUGUUCAAAUCAUACCAAAAUAAGAUGUAGAAAAAAAUCUUUCCUUGUCACUUUACACAAUGGAUGAACACUUCUGCUCAUCUUGGACAAAUGCUAAAUAAUAUAUUAUAUGUAUGGUAAUUUUAAAGAUGAAUUUGAUAAAUUUCGUUUGUAAAAA
Molecule: messenger RNA, 3349 nt
Organism: Hydra vulgaris (swiftwater hydra)
Lineage: Eukaryota; Metazoa; Cnidaria; Hydrozoa; Anthoathecata; Hydridae
Source: RefSeq, a predicted model, not a curated record